AAUGCAAAGGUCGGCCUGCAGUUCUGCUUCUCUCCAUCAGGGGGCAGCACAACCACAAACCACCGCCUGCACCGGAGGAAGCAAACCGAAACUCCUCAAUGAGUUCACCUUCACAUAAAUAGUUUGUCCCCACUUCUCCCAAGAUCUAUUUAACCUUUGGCGUUGUCCCGACAAAAUGAAUGGCUCUCUGCACCCUUCGUCCAACGAGGUGGACAUAAGCCUGAAGCGAGGAUCGGCAGGUUUGGGAUUCAAUAUCGUUGGGGGCGUGGAUCAGCAGUAUGUAGUGAAUGACAGCGGCAUAUACGUGUCCAAAAUUAAAGAAGAUGGAGCUGCAGCUUUGGAUGGAAGACUCCAGGAGGGGGACAAGAUCCUGGCGAUCAACGGAGUCAAGCUGGAGGAUCUGACACAUCGAGCGACAGUGGAUCUGUUCAGGACGGCGGGCGAGGACGUGGAGCUGCGUGUUCUGAAAAAGUCUGCCCAUCACAUGAACGGACCCACAGGCUCACACCCGGACCACAACUCUUCUGCAUCUUCUCUGGGAAUACUGGCUGUUUUAGCGGGAGCCGCGGCCAUCUGUGCUUUCCUUUACAUGCGGCACCAUAGGAGGCACUUUUAACCGAGCUGAUCUCGUCUGUAUAUUAUUUUAAAGAUCAAAAAAAUGUCGCUAAGGGCCAAAGAAAAGAACGAGAGAAGAAACUCGAAACGGGAGACGUUAUUUGAUUAGUAGCUGUUGGUGUCACCGAUGAGUUUCUCCAUGGUUAUGUGUAUAAUGUGAUUAAUGGUAGCUUCUUGACACCCUUCCUAUGCAAAAGGAUGCUCUUUUACCACAAGGAUAACUUUAAAUAUAUAACUUUGUGAUUGUAAGGAGUAGAAGGAGGAUGUAUGCACGACAUUCCUGCAGCUGGGCUGAGCUCAGGCAGAAAGAAGCAGCUGCCCGUAUACAGAAGUUGCAUGCAGAAUACUAUUAAAUCCCUGGGUCAAGUCAGACCGGCUUCAGGGUGCAUUCACAAACUGAGAGACAGUGUUUCUCUCUCUCUCCCUCCCUUUUCUGCACUUCCAUGACUGAAUGGCAGAUCUGUGUGAGGGCCGACGGGAGAGGAACUCACUGUACUUUCAGUUUGUCUGUUUAAAAAUUUAUGGUUUGAUUUUCAUUUUGCACUGUUGCUCAGAAUCAUGGGAGGAGCCGCAUAUCUGCUGCGCUGAAAAAGCCUGCAGUUAAUAAGAUAAAAUUGUGUCCCGUAAUGGACUUCAGAGUGCCUUUUUUCUGUCUAUUCCAAGUAAUAGUGGUGUUGUUGCUCCUUUUAUCAUGAUCAAAAUGAAAAUCAACCCACUGCAUCCAUUAAUGCAUUAAAUUUAAGGAUGCUGCUAGAAAUAAUCUCUAUUUUCUUCUUGUCAACAAAUCCUGUAAAAAGGCCCAAACCAACAGGGAGUUAGUCCUUUGCUUAAUAUUUUCUGACUUCCUCAGCCACAAGCCCAUUUCUUCAAAUCUUCAAAAACAAAUUUAUAGUUUCAUUUUUAGAAAUAGCUCCUUAAAAAUCUGGGUGCUGUAGUUUUUUGCGAACGUUACUCAAACAGGUGAAAAUAGUUCAUUUGUUGGGCACUAUUUUCAGCUGCGGAUGAAUACACAUUUGGUGCUCUAGUGAGUAUUUACAGCAGCAGGACUCCAAAUAAACUACAGUGCCAGUGUUUAAAGGUAGUUUUGGGGCAAUAAAUGGAGCUCUACAGGGUAGAGAAAUAAGAUGAUACUUGUUCAUAAAAUAACUCCAGUGUUGGUUGUCGUCCUUCGAUGGGAUUUGUUGACAGAAAAUGACAGAUUUCACCAGAUUUAUCCUUUUAAAAGCAAAAUGCAUGAGUUCAAAGUAUCACCAAGUAUUUUCACUUUGAAGAGUUUAUUAUAAAGUGUCACACGGUCACUCAGGGUGAACCAUUUAAUCUUUAUCUCAGAAACAAAUCAUUGCUUCAUAAAUAUUCAUUCAAUUAUAUAUAUAUAUCAUGAUGUGAGCAGCUCGUUUAUUAAUGCUCAGUCGCAGCUGAAGACUCUCUGAAAGAUGUUUGUGUUGGGCAUCACAGUCAUUGUUAAACAUUUUGCAUUGAGGCUUAUAAUCACAUCGCACUUUCCGCUCAGUGAUUGGUGAGAAUUGGUUUGUGAUGGAGUUGUUGUGUGAAGGAUCAGCAGCUUAAUACUGAAAAGCAGCUCAAGAACGUUCAAUGUAAAGGAGUUUUUUAAUGAAAUUAGUUGCUGUCAACUUCAAAAUGUUUUUUUGCACUAGCCACAAUCAUGGAACUCCCCCAGUAGCUUCCAUUGAACAGAUGAAUAAGUGAAUUGUGUGUGCUGGGUGUAUUUGUCCACAUUUGUAAGUCUAUCAAUGGUGGCUGUUAGAAUUGUCUGUAAAUACAUUUCAUGUCGCUCUGCUGAGUGGGAUUGUGAAUAUGUGCAGUAUGCCAGAAACACAGAUCAGAGAAGCACUAAUAAAUGAUGCAAAAUACUGUGUGUUUUACAUCCAAACACCUACUGUAUUAAAAUUCAUGUUGAAUUAA
Molecule: messenger RNA, 2538 nt
Organism: Centropristis striata (black sea bass)
Lineage: Eukaryota; Metazoa; Chordata; Actinopteri; Perciformes; Serranidae
Gene: synj2bp
Product: synaptojanin 2 binding protein
Exons: 4
Coding region: 176-616 (146 amino acids)
Molecular function (GO): protein binding
Source: RefSeq, a predicted model, not a curated record